Molecule: messenger RNA, 2009 nt
Organism: Patiria miniata (bat star)
Lineage: Eukaryota; Metazoa; Echinodermata; Asteroidea; Valvatida; Asterinidae
Gene: mettl17
Product: methyltransferase-like protein 17, mitochondrial
Exons: 11
Coding region: 105-1625 (506 amino acids)
Biological process (GO): translation
Cellular component (GO): mitochondrial small ribosomal subunit
Molecular function (GO): structural constituent of ribosome; methyltransferase activity
Source: RefSeq, a predicted model, not a curated record
CCUUUGAACUUUCAUGAGAAAAUGUGAAUCUGGUAACCCACAUUAUCGCAUGCUUCUUACACGCUGAAUCAAACGUAACGGUUGGGAAACAGACUAAAAGCAAGAUGGCAGCCCCCAUGGACAGCAUGUUUCGGCUACUUGUUGGGAAGCGAAAAUUAAAUUUCAUCGGCUUGAGAUCAGAUUUGAAGAGAUGGCUAGCCACAGUGACGAACUACCAGACCACCGUUGAUGACUCCUUAACUGAGUUGAAAACAUUCAGAAAACAUCCCGGGAUCAUGCGACCCAAAAAUGUCAAACUUCCUGAUGCUUUACUGCAGAACCUCAACCAAUACCUGGCUGACAAGCCAGUGAAACAGCUUAAGCCGCGGGCCACAGCACUCGGGAAUUACCUGUGGAGCAGACAACAACCUCUGGAGGAAGCAGGGCUGAGGGCCAAGGCACAGGAGUAUGCAAGGAUACAAGGAGUGGAGGACCUUGAUGAGGAAAUGUUAUACAGUCAUGACCUACCCAAAGACCGCAAAAAGAAAGUGUCUUCCGUCAUGAACACUUUGCGGAGACACGUCUACCAUUGGCAGCCCAUCACGUAUGAUGAAGUUACAGUGUGUGCCUACACCCUAGCCAGGAUAGCACCAAACUAUGCCACAAUCUACAGGGUGCUCCAAGAGAUCCAAAAGAGGCUUCCAGACUUCAGCCCUCAGAACCUGCUGGACUUCGGUUCUGGUAUCGGAACAGCAUCAUGGGCUGCACACACCCUGUGGGGCGAUGCCAUCAAAGAGUUUUACUGCGUGGAUACCUCCAGACCCAUGCAUGACGUGGCGGAGGCACUCAUGAGGGAACAAGAAGCCGAGAAUGAGGAAAAUAACUCCAUCAUCAAAGGGGUCUACUUCAGACACUUCUUGCCAAUGUCACUACAGAAGAAGUAUGACUUGACGAUAAGCGCCUACUCCUUACUGGAGUUACCGAGCAGUGCCGAUCGGCUAAACACCCUCCGGACGUUAUGGCGCAAAACGGACCAGUUUUUGGUCCUUGUCGAGUGCGGCACCAACGAAGGCUACAAGACUCUCAUGGAGGCCAGGGAUUUCAUUCUCAACGACCUUCAGAGAGAAGAGAACAGAAAUGAGACGGGUAGAGGGGUUGCCAGGGGUGUUGAUAGGGGAGAGCUGGGAUUGGCUGAGGAUUCUACAAACCUUGUUGGUCAUGUCUUCGCUCCAUGUCAACAUGACCAAUCCUGCCCAAGGACCAUAGACAACUCGGGAACGCCUUGCAACUUUGAGCAGGACUUUCAUGAUUUCAACAAAAGAGGGCACUCCUCAGAGUUGACCAGGGAGCGAUUCUGCUACCUCGUGCUCAGGAAAGGUCCCAGAACAUCAGUUGAUAAUACUGACCACUGGCCAAGAAUCGUCCGUCCAGUUUUGCCGCGUGCUCGGCAUGUAAUCUGCAGGCUAUGUUGCUCCAACGGUCAGUUGGAAGAAACGAUCAUCACUCGAGCCAAGCAUGGGAGGGAGCUCUAUCGGUGCGCAAGGUACUCUGCCUGGGGCGACCUUCUCCCCAUCUCUCGACCUCAGGACAGUGAUGUGCCAGGCAGGCAGACAGACUCCGAGGGAGAACACUCGGGGAUUGAUUGAGGUUUUUGGAGGGUCAAGACUGAAGCAACAGUUCGAAUCCCACCGUGGCCGAGAUGGGAAUUGGGGUUUCUUUGAUAUCCCACCUGUGUGUGUGUGUAGGAAUCUUGUUAUUCUUUACAACUGAGGACUUAGGACAAUGGGGUGUGUGCGAUAACAAUAACACCCGAGGACCUGAGCCAAGUCCUCAGGAGGUUUUAUUGUACAAACCUUAUGGGACCUGUUGAGAAAAAGUACACACGGUAGGAACAAAAGAAGGGAACAAUAGGAGGUCCUCACAAGUAUAGGAUAACACCACUGUGUUUGUACGUGGGUUUGUUUUUGCAUUCAAUAGGGGACAUUGAACAAUAGAGGACAAUAGGGUCCACAAUUCCCGAAGGUCCACGA